AAUUGAAUUGCACGACUGUGUCGAUUUGACCUGCUGUCUCGACCGGUAGCUCUGUUGAAUUCUGGAAGCAGCAGUACCUGCCGAGAGACCGCCUUCUUCCAACCUCGUUGUCUCUAUCACACGGGCAAUCAAGAAAGGUGUCAGGUCAGCCUUGGUUUUGGCCCGUCAUUGCCCAAGCAAUCAGACACGAGUCCAUCCAUAUAUAAUAUAAAAUAAAGAAGCCCAACACCGGCACUCACAGCAAUCUACCUGCGUACAACACAAUCAAACACAAACACAAGCAUAGGCACAAGCACAAGAACACACCGUCACGGCCAGCAAAAACAAUGUCGUCCGCCUCGGCCUCGUCCUCGGCGCGGUCGGCGACGCGCCGGCUGCUCAAGGAGCUCACGGCCUGGCACGCCGAGUCGGGCGCCGAGGAGGGCGUGGAGCGGCUGGGCCCGGCGCGUGAGGGCGAGCUGCUGCGGUGGGAGGCGGUCAUCAACGGGCGGGGGAUCGGCGGCGGCUACGACGGCGGCCGCUGGCUGCUCGACAUCACCAUCCCCGCCACCUACCCUCUGCACCCGCCCGCCGUGCGCUUCGUCACGCCCGUCGUGCACGCAAACGUCGGGCUCGCCGACGGCGAGGUCUGCCUCGACCUGCUCAAGGAGGCCUGGACCCCGGCCUACAGCGUCCUCGAGACGGUCCGCGCCGUCCGCCUGCUGCUCGCCACCCCCGAGCCCGACUCGCCCCUCAACGUGGACGUGGCCGCCCUCGUCCGCGCCGGCGACGCCAUGGGCGCCGCGCGGCUCGUCGAGUUCUGGAUCCGCGACGGCGGUGGCAGGUACGACGGUGAGUGAGUGAGUCAGUAGUGUGUGCGGCCGCCAGUCGGGCGCGAGCGGGUUAUACCUCGCGUUACAUCAGUUUGUCGACGGAUGAUGGACUCUGGGGGGUGGUGGUCACUUUUGUUUUCGUCGUCGAGACGAGGCCGGUCACGCGGGGAAGGUUACGAUGUCACUUGGAUGUUUCCUCUGCUUUUUGGUGUGUCUGUCCUUUUGUCCUUUUUAUCGUUAUAGAAGUUGUAAUCAUACGUACUAUAAUCUAGAGCUCGGUCGACGAAGAAGUAGCAGCUAGAGAGGAAAAAGGCUCAUAUGUAGGGUCCAAUGGUGGGGUAAGGUUACUUGCUAUAUGGGCCAAGCUAUUGAAAGUGAAAGUUCUCGAGCAGCUUCAGGUGGGGGACGGACGAAGAGGAACAUAGACGGGAAGCAUUGGAAAAGAUGAAAAGCACUUGACUAUGCGCUCAAAUCACAAUCAGGGUAUCCC
Gaeumannomyces tritici R3-111a-1 is the source of this 1302-nucleotide messenger RNA. RefSeq lists its product as hypothetical. The transcript has a single exon. Lineage: Eukaryota; Fungi; Ascomycota; Sordariomycetes; Magnaporthales; Magnaporthaceae. Bases 327 to 839 code for a protein of 170 amino acids. The record is from RefSeq and is a predicted model, not a curated record.